AUGGAUUUGGCUCUCAGAUGGGACAAAGGGCACAUGUCAUUUCUUAAAAGUUUGCAUCUUGUUAAGGCUGUUGCUGUAGAGGAUUUGCAAGCGAAGCUGAGUUUGGCUCCUGCACCUUCAAUGACAUUUGAUCCAAAUCAAUUGAACAAGAGAAAAGUUCGAAAAGGAUCAGACCCGAUUCACAACAGAUGUUGA
Molecule: messenger RNA, 195 nt
Organism: Prunus armeniaca (apricot)
Lineage: Eukaryota; Viridiplantae; Streptophyta; Magnoliopsida; Rosales; Rosaceae
Source: the annotation of a GenBank genome assembly